This is a messenger RNA of Pogona vitticeps (central bearded dragon), 1747 nucleotides long. It is a transcript of the gene SCD5, whose product is annotated as stearoyl-CoA desaturase 5. The record is from RefSeq and is a predicted model, not a curated record. Gene Ontology annotation, biological process: unsaturated fatty acid biosynthetic process. Gene Ontology annotation, molecular function: iron ion binding; stearoyl-CoA 9-desaturase activity. NCBI's taxonomy places the organism in Eukaryota, Metazoa, Chordata, Lepidosauria, Squamata, Agamidae. Gene Ontology annotation, cellular component: endoplasmic reticulum membrane.
UCUCUGUUGCUAUGCGGAGUUCAGCUCUCUGACACAGCACCAGCACCAGCAUGGAUGAGAGGCCAGCAACAGAUGCUGCACAGCUAGGCUUGCGUCCCUAGAUCGAGUUAGGAAGGCAGGACCCAAGAAGGGGGGGAAGAUCAGAAGAAGGGACAGGAGAAGAAGGGGAGGGAGCGCAGGGAGGAGGGGGGGGGAGAGAUUGAAAGAAACACCCCUCAAACCCAGCGGCAAGUCAUCGCCUCUCCCAACAAGGCAUCCAGUCUUGGAUCGUCCACCGUGGGCUGAGCAUCCUCUUCAGCCAUGGCGAAGCAAGAAGCCAACGGGGUAGUGAAUGGAGAGGCAACCAUGACUUGCCAUGGAAAAGAAGAGAACACUUUAGGAUCAACAGCAGGAGGAGGAGAGGAGAAAGUUGGAAGGAAUCAAGAGAUUGUUUGGAGGAAUGUCAUCUUGAUGGCCCUGCUUCACAUCGGGGCUGUCUAUGCCCUCUUCCUCAUUCCCAAGGCCCAUCUGUUUACUCUCAUCUGGGCAUACUUGUGUUUCCUCAUGUCUGCCCUGGGGGUGACAGCCGGCGCUCAUCGCCUGUGGAGUCAUCGGUCCUAUAAAGCCAAGCUGCCUUUGCGGAUAUUCCUGGCUGCGGUCAACUCUAUGGCAUUUCAGAAUGACAUUUUUGAAUGGGCCCGAGACCACCGAGUACAUCACAAAUACUCAGAGACAGAUGCUGACCCCCACAAUGCCCAGCGUGGCUUCUUCUUCUCACACAUUGGCUGGCUGUUUGUCCGGAAGCAUCGAGAUGUCAUUGAGAAAGGAAGGAAGCUGGAUUACAGUGACUUACUCGAAGACCCAGUUGUUAUGUUUCAAAGAAAGCAUUAUAAGAUCUCAGUUGUGCUGAUGUGUUUUGUCGUACCUACUCUCGUGCCUUGGUACUUCUGGAGGGAGAGCUUAUGGAAUUCAUACUUUCUUGCAUCAAUCCUCCGUUACACCAUUUCGCUCAACGUCGCCUGGUUGGUCAAUAGCGCUGCUCACAUGUAUGGCAAUCGGCCCUACGACAAGACCAUCAAUCCCCGGCAGAACCCCUUCGUCACUUUUGGAGCCAUCGGUGAAGGUUUCCACAACUACCACCAUACCUUUCCAUUUGAUUAUUCAGCGAGCGAGCUUGGCUUGAAAUUCAACCCGACCACAUGGUUCAUUGACUUCAUGUUUUGGUUGGGUUUGGUCACCGACCGGAAGAAGACUCCAAAAGAGAUGGUCGAAGCUCGCAAAGAGAGGACUGGAGAUGGCAGUUCUUGAAAAAUCAGAAAUACUCUUAACAUUGAUGCUGCUGUAUGUGUUGUUUGUAUUUUUCUUCAUGGGGGAAGAGGGGGCUGUCCACCCCCAAAUUUCCCCUUAGGAUGGAAAUAGUAUUUCUCAUUGAACAUAGGCCAAAUUAAUUCUUGGAUUAAUUCCAUCUCUUUUUUUCUUUGAGUGCAAUGGUUUUCAAAUUUAUUAAGAGGCAGACAACAUUUUUCCAUACUAGCUCAUCUUUUCAGAAACUCCAGAGAGUUACAGAGAAUUCUAGGGCCGAUGUCCAAAGAUGAUGAAGGCGGAAGCUUGUGAGAUCCAUUUUGCUUUUUUUACUAGAACUUUAGGACCUGCCAAACAAAAUAAUAGCUGAGGCAGAUCCAAAGCACUUGGAAAAAAUAGUUCCUUUUUGGAACUGCAAUAUCAGUACAGUAUCUUCCAUCCAGCAUGGCCAGUUCCAAAAAAAAAA